GUCAACGUGAGCAGUUCUGAUUUAGAGAAGAGUAAACGUAUGUACUUUGUUUAAUUUUUUUUCAUGGUUCAGAUUUGUGCCAGAAAUCUUACUAUAGGUUUAUUGUUUUACUAAACGGAGUAAAGAGCAUCAAAUCAAGACUCAGGUAUAUAUUCUGAGGGAUUGAAACGGAGCCGUAAAAAAAAGAACAUGGCGGAAUCUUCAUUACCACAAAGACAAGGCAGAAGGAGCAGUUUGGAGAUACCUAUUGAGUUUUCAGGUAAAUCCAGCAGCCCCAUGACAGAAGGGCAGUUACAGUGCUCUGUGUGUAAGGAAGUGUUCAUUGAUCCCGUCACCACUCCAUGUGGACACAGCUUCUGCAAGAACUGUAUCACACAAAGCUGGGCAGCAAGUCAAAGAUAUUACUGUCCAUUGUGUAAUGAAUCAUUCAUCAAUAAACCUGAACUCAAGAUUAAUAUAACGCUGAGAGAUGUUGCAGAUCACUUCAAGAGGCAAACAGUCUCAGACGAUAUUUUAUGUGACGCUUGCACUGAUGCGAAACAAAAAGCCAUAAAAUCCUGUCUGGAUUGUGGCGUGACCUUCUGUGCAUCUCAUCUAGAACCUCAUAAUUAUGUUCCGAAUUACAAGAAACACAAACUAAUCAAUGCAGUGAAGAACCUUGAGGACUACAGAUGCCAGAAGCAUAUGAGACCUCUGGAUCUGUUCUGUAGAGAUGAUCAGAUGUAUGUGUGUCACUUCUGUACCGAGACAGACCAUAAGAAUCACAACGUGGCUUCUUUUGAGGAGGAGAUUGGACAGUGGAGGAGUCACUUGGGGAAAACACAGGUAGAGCUGCAGCAUAUGAUCCAGGAGCGACUGGAAAAGAUCCAGGAGAUUAAUCAGUCAGUAGAGCUCUGUAAAAAAAACAAAGAGAAAGAAACAUCAGAAAGUGUUGAAGUCUUCACCGCUUUGAUUCACUCCAUUGAGAAGAGCCAGGCUGAGCUGCUGGAGGUGAUGGAGGAGAAAGAGAAAGCAGUGGAAAAGCAGGCCGAAGGACUCGUUAAAGAGCUGGAGGAGGAAAUUGAUGAGCUAAAAAGAGGCGAUAUUAGGAUGGAGCAGCUUUCACAUUCUGAUGAUCAUCUUCAUCUGCUACAGAUUUACCCGACAGUGUGCAGAGUUCCACGCACCAAGAACUGGACCAACAUCAGGAUUGAAACUGAUCUAAGUGUGAAGGCCCUGAAGACCAAUCUGUCUGAGCUUCAGGAGACUUUGAAUAAGAAACUCAGUGUAACGCUGAGUGAGAAACAGAAGAAUAUCGUUUCCACAGAGCUGAAGAGGAUUCAGCUUUACGCAGUGGAUGUGACUCUGGAUCCUGAGACUGCUAAUCCUCAUCUCAUCAUUUAUAUGGGAGGAAAACAAGUAACACACGGAGAUAAAAAGCAAGAUGUUCCAGACACCCCGAAAAGAUUUACUCGUUAUACAGCAGUACUGGGAACUCAGGGUUUCUCCUCAGGGAGAUUUUACUAUGAGGUGCAGGUCAGUGGGAAGACUGAGUGGCGUUUAGGAGUGGCCAGAGAGUCUGUUAACAGGAAGGGGAAGUUGGAGAAAUUUUCCCCUCAGAAUGGAUUCUGGACGGUGAUUCUGAGGAACGAGGACGAGUACACGGCUCGUGAUAAUACCUAUAUCCCCCUCUCCCUGAGAGAAAAACCCCAGAAGGUGGGAGUGUUUGUGGAUUAUGAGGAGGGCCUGGUCUCCUUUUAUGAUGUUGAGGCUACGUCUUAUAUCUACUCUUUCACUGGUCAGUCUUUCACUGAGAAAAUCUAUCCGUACCUCAGUCCUUGUCCGAACGACGGAGGUAAAAACUCAGCACCGCUCAUCAUCACUCGUGUAUCAAAGACCCUGAGGUGCUGAUGCUAAUAAAUAUUUAUUAUAGAUCAGGACCACAAAUGAAUGGUCCAAAAUCUGGAGCUACAAAACAGAAAUUUUAAAGUAGGUCUAUAUGAACUCAGGUGAAAAGAAAUCAUAUUAACAUAUCUUCUAAGAACCCUGACAAUCAUGAGCACCAAGUACCUCACACACAGGAAUCUGGCACACCAAUGCUCUUUAUCUGCUCAUGUGACCUUCCUGAUGUUCUGCCGGAAACGUUCAGAGUCAUUUAAGAACCUCAUGUAUUCAGAAAGAAGCUUAAAAGAAGAAAGUACAACAAUAUUUAUAAUUCACUUAGAGCUACACUUACCAGCUGAGAUCAUGUGUGUAUAUAAUAUAUAUAUAAAAGUUAUAAUAAUUUAUAGAAUAUAAUAUAUAUAAAUCUUCUGGUUUCUAUGUGAUGAAUAUUAUAUUUCCGUAUUGUUGUCUUUAGGUUAUUAUGAAUCAGUUUGUAAGGCUACACUGAUGUGUUACUGAUUAUUUCAAAUCAUGAUUUAUCAGAAACAUGUAUGUAAUAGAAACCCAACAGAAGACGUUUACAUUGAUUACUAAUGUAACAUCAGGAGAAGCAGAAAAUAUACCUAAAUAUUCACCUGUUCACAUUUGUGUAUCUCUGCACCUUUCAGAGUUUCCCCUCAACCACUUAGAUGUUUUACAUUUCUGCAGGUGUGCCAUAUACUGUGUAUCGAUUUAAUGCUGCUUUAUGUGAUGUUCAAAGUUUGGAUUUGGUUCUGUCUUCAUCAAGAUGCAUCAUUAGCAAAAUCUCUUUUUUCUGUUUCUUCCCACAGACAAAUGAUCUCUCUAUUAAAUGCUCUGCAUUUAAACCUGAAGCAUGAGUCCUAGAAUUGUUUUACAAUGUAAACAUAUUUAUUACUCUGUUCAUAUGUAUCAUGGAAUCUGUUCAUACCCCCUUGUUGUUAUGUUGCAGUCUGAUACUACAAUCGUUCAAAUCUAUGGUUUUACUUAUUAAAAGACA
This is a messenger RNA of Silurus meridionalis, 2881 nucleotides long. RefSeq names its product zinc-binding protein A33-like. Gene Ontology annotation, molecular function: zinc ion binding; protein binding. The transcript is spliced from 8 exons. The record is from RefSeq and is a predicted model, not a curated record. NCBI's taxonomy places the organism in Eukaryota, Metazoa, Chordata, Actinopteri, Siluriformes, Siluridae. Bases 190 to 1890 code for a protein of 566 amino acids.